Molecule: messenger RNA, 942 nt
Organism: Punctularia strigosozonata HHB-11173 SS5
Lineage: Eukaryota; Fungi; Basidiomycota; Agaricomycetes; Corticiales; Punctulariaceae
Product: glycoside hydrolase family 16 protein
Exons: 10
Coding region: 1-942 (313 amino acids)
Biological process (GO): glucan catabolic process
Molecular function (GO): hydrolase activity, hydrolyzing O-glycosyl compounds
Source: RefSeq, a predicted model, not a curated record
AUGCGAUACGUCCUCCCCAUCUUGACGCUCUGUGCGGCCCGACCCGCUCUGGCCGCGACGUACAGCAGGACAAGCAAUGUUGCAGGCAACGGCUUCUACGACUUUUUCUCUUUCCAGGCUAUCCCGGAUCCCACAAACGGUCGUGUCAACUACGUUGAUGAGACUACUGCACGGGCCCAGAAUCUCACCUUCGCGUCCUCUGACACCUUCAUCCUCCGGGCCGACGAUAAGACCGUCCUCAGUGCAAGUGGACCUGGUCGCAACUCCGUUCGGCUCCUGUCGAACAAUGCCUACACAACUCACGUCGCCGUUUUCGACCUCCGGCAUAUGCCCCAAGGUUGCGGAACUUGGCCCGCGAUCUGGGAAGUCGGACCGAACUGGCCCAACGAGGGUGAAGUCGACAUCCUCGAAGGUGUGAAUGACGUCGGUCCGGAUCAAGCUACUCUUCACACCAGUGCCGGAUGUACGAUGCCUUCCACCCAAAGCGGCCAUACGGGGUACGGUGCACUUUCGAUCAUGGAUAAUCGUGAUGGCAGCUCAGGGUGUGGCGUCCAAUCUCCGGACAUCCGUAGUUAUGGGCCCACCCUAAAUGGUAACGGUGGUGGAUGGUUCGCCAUGGAGCGGACCUCGACGUCCAUCAAAGUGUGGUUCUGGUCUCGCACGGACGGCUCCGUGCCGAGUCAAGUCUCGAGCGGUGCUACAUCCAUCGAUACCAGUACAUGGGGAGCUCCCUUCGCGCUUUUCUCGGACACCGACUGCGACAUUUCCUCAAAAUUUGGACCCAAUCAAAUCGUCAUCAACCUAACCUUCUGUGGCGACUGGGCUGGUGCUGUGUAUCAAUCUCAAGGCUGUCCUGACACAUGUGUCGAUUAUGUGAACAACAACCCGCUUUACUAUCAGAACGCGUACUUCGACCUGGCUUGGAUGAAUAUAUACCAGUGA